GGAAAGUUAGGUAGGUGUAAAAGAGGUUUCCUUUACAGCCGAAAAUGGGGAUCAUGUAUCUUGUCCCAAAGGAUCUUAUUAAGAUCAUUAAUAAGAAUAUCAAUUCCCUCCUCGAUUAUUUCAUCUUCGCUUUGGUUAUCUUCCUCUUCAAGAGCCAUAAAGUCAUCAUUUCUAGUACUGGUCGGGCUCCUAGAGGGGUCUUGGAGACUUUUAUGAAUUUUAUUGCAAAACUUCAGCUCACUUUCACUGAAAGUUGGAUAAAACUUCUUAUUGCCAUCCGCUUGGCUUUUGAACAUAGAGUAGCUUUUCCUAGGUCUCUUAUUAAGAGACAUCACCUUAAAAGACGAAACUAGGCGAUCUAUGUUCUCAAAAGAGACUCUAUUUGCUUAUAACAAUAACUUUUUAUUUCUUGGUUUUCUGGACUUGUGGACAAGUAUUGAUAUGGCCAUGGAAAGCACAGUCCAGCUGCUCCAAGCAGUCUCAUUCAGGCUCAUAUUCUGAGUCUGUCUCAAAGGGAUUCUGUUCGCUAGAUAAGAACUUUUUCCAGUCGACUCUUUCACGAGGAAAAAUCGAUUUGACCUCUUCUCUUUUGAAUGUACCAAACAAGCCAUUGUUACCUUUCGAUUUUUGAGUAGCCUUUGGUGGCUGGUUUUCCCGUACCAUGUCGUUAUAAUUCUCGUUGUAAUCAGAAGUAUCAUGGCUGUAUAAACGAGGGCGAGUUUGACCCUCAGAGCUCUCCUUUUCUUCCUCAGAGCUUGAGGAAGACUUUCUUUUAUAAAAUUUCUGUAAUGCCUUGUUCUUCUUACUAUCAAUCGAAUAGUAUUGUUUAGGCGGUUCCAUUAUUGAUCAGUUGCAAAGUUAAAAAUUUAAUUUU
Moneuplotes crassus is the source of this 874-nucleotide messenger RNA. The record is from the annotation of a GenBank genome assembly. NCBI's taxonomy places the organism in Eukaryota, Ciliophora, Spirotrichea, Euplotida, Euplotidae.